CUGUGCUCUUGGCGUUCAGUCUUCUUUUCCCCACGUCUUUCAGUGUGCGUUUGUUUUCGUUAGUCUGAAGAAAUUCCAGAUACUAGCAUAAUAAUAUUCCAGCAAAGAUGUCAUACAAAAUCGAACCAUUGCCCAAUUCGUAUGCCCACCUCGGUGAAGGUCCCCACUGGGAUAUUGAGAAGCAGAGCCUUUAUUACGUAGACAUUGAAGCUGGCAAAUUGCUGCGCUACGACUACCAGGAAGAUAAGGUGUACCACAGCAAAAUCGAGGGUGUGGAGCUUGCCUCGUUCGUUGUGCCAAUCGAAGGUCAGAACGACAAGUUUGUCGUUGGAGAUGGACGUCGUGUGGUUGUCGUCUCCUGGGAUGGUAUCUCUGAAACAAGCAAAGUAGAUCGCGUACUCUUUGAAGUCCAACCCGAUGAGCAAUACGUUGUUAACCGUUUCAACGAUGGCAAAGCUGAUCCACGUGGUCGCCUCUUUGCUGGAACAAUGCGUUAUGUAGGCGAUGAAUUCAAGGAUCGUUGGGGCGAGUUGUACAAGUACGAAAAAGGUGGCAAAGUUUCUGUGGUGAAGAGCGAUGUCGGCAUUUCCAACGGUUUGGCUUGGAACGAGAAAUUGAAGAAAUUCUACUUCAUUGACACCACCGAUUAUGAAGUGAAGGAGUACGACUAUGACUUUGAUGCUGGUGUACCAAGUAAACCAAAAGUCGUUUUCAAUUUACGCAAAUCAAACCCUAAGGAUAAUUUGCUGCCUGAUGGUUUGACAAUUGACAGUGAGGGCAAUCUUUAUGUUGCGACAUUUAAUGGUCACACCAUUUACAAGGUCAAUCCAAGCACCGGCAAAGUUCUUCUGGAAAUAAAAUUCCCUACCAAGCAAAUUACUUCAGCUGCCUGGGGAGGUCCAAAUCUGGAUAUAUUUUAUGUGACCACGUCAGCUAAAUUUGAUCAACCUGCACCGGCUGGCACCACUUACAAGAUUACUGGCUUAAGAGCCAAGGGUUUGCCCAUGUCAAAAGUUCAACUUUAAGAGCACUUAUUUACAUAAAUACAUUUGUAUAGAUAUAUAAGUAUUCUAUAACGUGCUUGUAUAUAUCUACAUUAAGCAAUCUCACUGUGUAAAUGAUAUUCGUUCGAUUAUAAUAUGUGAAUAAACGUCACACAAUGCAUAAGAAAAUACA
Molecule: messenger RNA, 1176 nt
Organism: Rhagoletis pomonella (apple maggot)
Lineage: Eukaryota; Metazoa; Arthropoda; Insecta; Diptera; Tephritidae
Product: regucalcin-like
Exons: 4
Coding region: 108-1025 (305 amino acids)
Biological process (GO): L-ascorbic acid biosynthetic process
Molecular function (GO): calcium ion binding; gluconolactonase activity
Source: RefSeq, a predicted model, not a curated record